CCUUUCUUAAAUCUCAGAACCAUCACUCACACAAACACACAGCAUCGUCAUCAUCAUAUCACAACUCAAACAGGAGAGAGAAAGUGAAAAAAAGAAACUUUUUUUUAGAGAGAGAAAGAGAGGGUAGCCCUAGAAAAAUAUGCAACCAGAUAAGGACUUUUGCAGCUGAGACACUGCAGAAGAGUUAGAGAGAGAGAGAGACAUAGUUUACUUUUCCUUUUCAAUUUUCAAGAUUUAUUUUUUAUUUGUUUUAAGUUUUUUUUUUUUUUUCAUUGUUGAUAAGUAUUUUGCUUCAUUGCACUGACACCCUGGUUCUCUCACCUCUUUUUUUCUCUGUGCAACUCUGCCACCACACUCUUCAUUUCCCAAGAGUAAGAAAAAAACUGUAGAACUUUUUUCUUUUGAUUCAAUUACUAGCUUCCAUUUCCUCACAGGUGGAACUGUGAAUGUGCACCACAGCUUUUUGAUCCUGUUGUUAAAAUAGCUAGGUGAUAAUUUUCGGUGUAUUGAAUAUUGGUGUGAAAGUUUCUGGUGAAAGAUUCUGAAGGCAAUUGAAGUAAAUGCAUGGAUCGUGGGGACCAAAUGGCGUUAUCCGGGUCUUACUAUAUGCAGCAAAGGGGAAUUCCUGGAUCUGGAGCACAACCCGAGUUGCAUAUGUCACCUAAUAUUCGACCACUCUCCAAUCCAAAUCUACCAUUUCAAUCCAGCAUUGGUGGUGGUUCCAUUGGAUCCACAUUGCCAUUAGAGUCUUCUUCAAUUUCAGCUCACGGAGUCAAUAUGGGAGCUCCUCCUGGGGCACCUCCAGGGGAGCCUGUUAAAAGGAAGAGAGGAAGGCCUAGGAAAUAUGGCACUGAUGGAACUGUGUCAUUGGCAUUGACUCCAACUCCAACAUCAUCUGGUCACCCUGGAGCCUUGGGACAGAGCCAGAAACGUGGCAGAGGCCGACCACCUGGUACUGGGAAAAAACAGCAGUUGGCUUCUCUUGGUGAAUUGAUGUCUGGUUCAGCUGGGAUGGGAUUCACUCCUCAUAUCAUCAACAUUGCAAGUGGAGAAGACAUUGCAACAAAAAUCAUGGCAUUUUCUCAGCAGGGACCUCGAGCUGUUUGUAUUUUGUCAGCCAAUGGCGCGGUGUCAACUGUCACACUUCGACAGCCAUCAACUUCAGGCGGCACUGUCACAUACGAGGGGCGCUUCGAGAUAGUGUGCCUUUCAGGCUCUUAUUUGGUCACUGAUAGUGGUGGCUCACGCAAUCGAACUGGUGGACUGAGUGUGUCCCUUGCUAGUCCUGAUGGUCGUGUCAUUGGUGGAGGAGUUGGUGGAGUUCUUAUUGCAUCAAGUCCUGUUCAGGUGGUAGUUGGGAGUUUUCAAUGGGGUGGAUCAAAGACAAAGAACAAGAAGAAGGAAAGCGCGGAAGUUGCAGAAGUUGCUGUGGAAUCAGAUCAUCAGGGAGUUCAUAAUCCAGUGGCACUGAACAGCAUCUCACCAAAUCAAAAUCUUUCUCCAAACCCUUCAUCUUUGAGUCCUUGGUCUCAAUCACGACCGUUGGAUAUGCGUAAUUCCCAUGUGGACAUUGACUUGAUGCGUGGGUGACAUUUCAUUCAAUACACACUAGUGCUGUGUAUAUAUAUUUCAGAUUCAUGUUCACUCAUCUAAUUUUGUUGUAGUAGUAAUGACAGAGUGGGAAGUACCAACAACAGAGUAGAGCCAGCUGACUUUUGCAAUUGAUAAAUCUCACCUAUCCCUACACCCAUGAUUAUUGACUUGGGGUUGUACUCAUAUUUUUGUAGCUGUGAGGAAUUUAAAUUUGAAGAUUGUAUGUUCUUGAUUGGUAAUGAUACAAUUUAUGUCC
This is a messenger RNA of Vigna radiata var. radiata (mung bean), 1849 nucleotides long. RefSeq names its product AT-hook motif nuclear-localized protein 9. The coding region runs from base 565 to 1590 and encodes 341 amino acids. The record is from RefSeq and is a predicted model, not a curated record. Lineage: Eukaryota; Viridiplantae; Streptophyta; Magnoliopsida; Fabales; Fabaceae. Gene Ontology annotation, molecular function: minor groove of adenine-thymine-rich DNA binding. The transcript has 6 exons.